This is a messenger RNA of Branchiostoma floridae (Florida lancelet), 2297 nucleotides long. RefSeq lists its product as uncharacterized. Lineage: Eukaryota; Metazoa; Chordata; Leptocardii; Amphioxiformes; Branchiostomatidae. The record is from RefSeq and is a predicted model, not a curated record. The transcript has 9 exons. The coding region runs from base 310 to 1647 and encodes 445 amino acids.
UGGUAGUCAGUAGGCUAGCCGUAUGUAAACUACUCAUACGGAAAGAUUUACACAUUUACUUCCUAUCAUCUGAUUUUUCUAUGAAGAACAGGUAUAUCGAUAACCAUCAAUGUAUCCGUUCCAUCUGCCCACAUCUGUUCUGCCCACGUCUGUUCUGCGCAGGUACAAUAGCGACAAUUGACAUUGAGGUUCUAGAACGUCACAAAUCACUCGAUACGACGUUUACGCAGUGAAUGGUCGUGUUUUGUUUACAACGUGCAAAACUUUUUGACUUUUGCAGUGAAUUGAUGAAAAAUCCAACUCGAUAAUAUGCCGAUUGGGUUUUUGUUGAGGAGAGCAUGGCACCUGUACCUGUUCGUAUGCGGUAUGUGUUUAUACUCCGCGGUAAUGAAGGCAGCUGUAGAGAGGCAGCUCAUCCCCCGCGAUAUCAUCGCACGCGAAUUUCUGGAUAAGCUUGAUGUCCAUGACACCAAUAGUGAGCAGUGGAGAAUCUACCCGGUGGCAAAUGAGGAGAUCUUUCUGCGGGCGUACUUACGUCCUGCCAACGAGACCCACUACAGCAGAAUCGUGGGUUGUGAUAUGUACAGAGAUGAACACAGGGACACUAUGGUGAAGAGGCUGACGGCCGGGGGGACAGACCCAGGACGAGUCAACAUGGCCACUCCAUCCGACUCAUGGCAGUUCUCCUAUUUAUUACAUGCCUGUAAACACGUGAGAUUGCCGAACUUUGACUUCGACGUGCCUCCUGUCGAAGAGGAAGCGCCGCCCUACCACCCUAUUACCUGGCUUCAGCUCGCCAGGAAUAUCCGUGACUGGACCAAGGACUACCUUCGCGAGGCUUUCGCUGAAGAUCCGGCAGACACCUACACCGGAGAAGAAUCUAGACCGCUCAUGUGGUCUGAGUUAUUCCACGAUACCUACAAAAGCGUCGUGGAAUGGUUCUCGCCGAAAGAUGAGGCAACCGACGCUGCUAACACCCUGCUCCGCCCAGCCGGCAAUACUGACCCCGCUGAGACCGAUGCGUCCUCAGUCACGUGGUCUCACCUGUGGACGGAGAUGGGGAACAAAGUGUCCGGCGUCACCGCGAUGUUCUUGUCAGAGACGCCUGAUGACUCGGCAACCGACGGAGCACCUGAAAUCGACUCUGCCGACCCUGAGCCUACAGGAGGAGUUUGGGCUGCACUUCAGGGUUUGUGCACGGACCUGAUGAACCGCCUCCCCUCAUACCGGUCAGACAAUACGGACAGGGCUGAGACCAACAAGGAUCCCUUCACGGAGACAGCUUUAGACUUUGCCGAAUGUAAGGCCGAAUCACAGGGAGGUACUGCCAGUUACUACUUCUCCCGAACCUACUGGCCGUGGACGACUGAUGAAGAGACACCAGAACCUUACAUUGAAAAUGACUUUGCCGAGGGCAAGGCCGAAUCACAGGGAGGUACUUUAACGACCGUCAGUCACACCUACUUCUCCCGAACCUACUGGCCGUGGACGACUGAUGAAGAGACACCAGAACCUGAUGUUCAAGAUGACCCUGCCGAGACCGGAUGGAGCCUUGCCGCCUGGACUGAUCAUAUUUUCCAGGCCAAGAACCUGAUGAUUGCCCAGAUCUGGGCCGACCCGCCUGUGGUCCUCGACGACCCUCCUUAACGCCCUUCUGUCUAUCAGAGGAGACUCGGUCUUUACGCAGCUGAGAUGAGCAACACGCGAAUGGGUAUCUAUUGAGUUUUGGGGAUAGGGAACGUUUGUUGAAACACAUGUCCUACAGAUUGUUAUUUAGGAAAUUGAUUGACAUUAGUUACAGCUCAUACUGCCGGCCAUGUAUGUACUUUAUGCUAUCUACAUCUUUCUAACUUUGUUCUAGAUCGCUAAAUCCUCCCUGAUAACACCGCGAGGGAAAGUGAAUCUGGCAUCCCCCAUUCAAAAUGGAUGUGCUACAGUAUAUUUUUUGAUUGUACGGACUUUCCAUCCAGCUCGUAUUUAUGUCAUUGCGCGAAAGGAAUACUAUUAAUGUUACUUCUUUAUUUUCUAAUCUUUAUGGCAUUAUAUGCUCAACUUAUCAUAUUUUUAAAAGUUUAAUUUCUCCUGUGAGAAAUCAUAUUUAUUGAUCAACACAGCAGCUGUACUUUGGGUCAUUCCUUAUACCUGUAGUCACAGUGAAGCUGCAUAUGACAUCUCAAUACACGACGAUCAAUUUGACAUAUAUGACAUACCUUUAGCAGCACAGGGAAUUAAUAGAUUUACUAUUUUGUCAUGUUCUACUCCGAAGAUAAAAAUAAAAAUGUACAAAUAUGUUGGUA